Portunus trituberculatus (swimming crab) is the source of this 1216-nucleotide messenger RNA. It is a transcript of the gene Rpn11, whose product is annotated as 26S proteasome non-ATPase regulatory subunit 14. Bases 154 to 1089 code for a protein of 311 amino acids. Gene Ontology annotation, molecular function: metallopeptidase activity; proteasome binding; protein binding. Gene Ontology annotation, biological process: protein deubiquitination; proteasome-mediated ubiquitin-dependent protein catabolic process. NCBI's taxonomy places the organism in Eukaryota, Metazoa, Arthropoda, Malacostraca, Decapoda, Portunidae. The record is from RefSeq and is a predicted model, not a curated record. The transcript has 8 exons. Gene Ontology annotation, cellular component: proteasome regulatory particle, lid subcomplex.
UAUAUUGUGAAGACUGCAUAGAAAAAGUUGAUAUGCAAGUCAGAUGUGUUCAAGAUACAAGUCGAGGGUUCGGACUUGUUGACACUUUCGAGGCCGAUUCACCGAGGCAAGGGUUGGCAGGCACUUAAACUUUAAUUUUUCACAAGGGUAAGAAUGGAUCGUUUGUUGCGUCUGGGAGGAGGACUGCCAUCGCUGGGACAGGGCCCGCCACCUAAUGAUGCCCCUGUACCCGACACCGCCGAACAGGUGUACAUCUCGUCACUAGCACUGCUCAAGAUGCUCAAACAUGGACGUGCUGGCGUCCCCAUGGAAGUGAUGGGUCUCAUGCUGGGCGAGUUUGUUGACGACUACACAGUGAGGGUCAUUGAUGUGUUUGCCAUGCCUCAGAGUGGAACGGGAGUGUCUGUGGAGGCGGUAGAUCCAGUGUUUCAGGCCAAGAUGUUGGACAUGCUGAAGCAGGUUGGGCGGCCAGAGAUGGUGGUGGGAUGGUACCACUCUCACCCUGGCUUUGGUUGCUGGCUCUCUGGGGUAGACAUCAAUACUCAACAGAGCUUUGAGGCGCUGUCUGAACGUGCUGUGGCAGUAGUGGUCGACCCCAUACAAUCAGUUAAAGGCAAGGUAGUCAUAGAUGCUUUCCGAUUGAUCAAUCCAAACAUGAUGGUUCUUGGACAGGAACCUAGACAGACAACUUCUAACCUUGGACACCUUCAGAAACCUUCAAUCCAGGCCUUGAUCCAUGGGUUGAACAGGCACUAUUACUCAAUUCCUAUUAAAUAUCGCAUGAAUGAAAGAGAACAGCAGAUGCUCCUGAACCUACAUAAGAAGUCCUGGAUGGAGGGACUCAUGCUUCAGAACUACAACGAGCACAGUAGCUUAAAUGAGGAUACUGUCAAGGAGAUUCUCAGUUUAGCCACAGCUUACAACAAGAGUUUGGAAGAAGAAGAAAAAAUGACUCCAGAACAACUUGCUAUUAAGAACGUAGGGAAGCUGGACCCCAAGCGCCAUCUAGAGGAUAAGGUUGAGGUGCUCAUGACCUCCAAUAUUGUCCAGUGCUUGGGGGCCAUGUUGGACACGGUUAUUUUCAAGUGAGCAGCACAGGACAUGCUUACAACACUUCAUCAUAAAAUUAUUUUAGAGGGUCCCUUUUUCUGCUACAUAUUAAUAGCUUUGUUGUGAACACUCCUAAUCUUUACUGAAUAAAAUGUAUUUGUCAUAA